This is a messenger RNA of Hemibagrus wyckioides, 2688 nucleotides long. RefSeq names its product transmembrane protein 185 (gene tmem185a). Bases 154 to 1206 code for a protein of 350 amino acids. The transcript has 7 exons. The record is from RefSeq and is a predicted model, not a curated record. NCBI's taxonomy places the organism in Eukaryota, Metazoa, Chordata, Actinopteri, Siluriformes, Bagridae.
AGGAGUGUUUCCCAAACAUCUGCGCUCGCGGAAAGCUCAGCCUCAGUAAUGUCAACUCACUGAGAUUAGCUUAGCUUAGUGUAGCUGCGGCUAGCAGCCCCAGUUCCAUUUAACAUCAUUAGCAUCAAAUAUGGUAUAAAAAGGCAGGAAAAGAUGAAUCUUCGGGGAUUCUUUCAGGAUUUUAAUCCAAGUAAAUUCCUGAUCUAUGCGUGUCUGCUGCUGUUCUCGGUGCUGCUGUCUUUACGUUUAGACAGAGACAUAGAGUGGAGUUACUGGGCCGUGUUUGCACCCAUAUGGCUCUGGAAGCUCAUGGUCAUCAUCGGGGCAUCAGUGGGCACUGGGGUAUGGGCUCACAACCCUCAGUACAGGGCUGAGGGUGAGACCUGCGUAGAAUUUAAGGCCAUGCUGAUCGCUGUCGGGAUCCAUCUCCUCCUCUUGACAUUUGAGGUUCUGGUGUGUGACCGUGUGGAGAGAGGGAAACACUUUUGGCUGCUGGUUUUCAUGCCGCUGUUUUUCGUCUCGCCCGUCUCCGUGGCAGCGUGUGUGUGGGGCUUCAGGCACGACCGCUCACUUGAGCUCGAGAUCCUGUGCUCUGUAAACAUACUGCAGUUCAUCUUCAUCGCACUGCGGCUGGAUAAAAUCAUCAACUGGCCGUGGCUGGUGGUCUGUGUGCCGCUGUGGAUUCUCAUGUCCUUCCUGUGUCUCGUGGUGCUUUAUUACAUCGUCUGGUCUGUGCUUUUCCUGCGCUCGAUGGACGUGAUCGCAGAGCAGCGUCGCACACACAUAACCAUGGCCAUAAGCUGGAUGGCUAUUGUUGUGCCCCUGCUGACUUUUGAGAUCCUCCUCGUGCACAAGUUAGAUGGUCAUUACGAGUCCAAAUUUGUGCCGGUCUUUGUGCCGCUGUGGAUCUCCCUGGUGACACUGAUGGCAACUACGUUCGGCCAAAAAGGAGGCAAUCACUGGUGGUUUGGCAUUCGUAAGGAUUUCUGCCAGUUCCUUUUGGAACUCUUUCCUUUCCUGCGGGAGUACGGCAACAUCUCCUACGACCUGCAGCAUGAAGACUCCGAGGUGUCCGAAGAGCUUCCUGCCCAUGAGCCGCCAAAGAUUGCACCCAUGUUCCGCAAAAAGACGGGCGUCGUCAUCACGCAGAGUCCUGGGAAAUACUUCGUGCCUCCUCCUAAGUUAUGCAUCGACAUGCCGGAUUAAAAUGAAUUCCUUGAACAUUGAGUGAGUGGAAUGUAGUGCCAUGUACUAGAGUUCCCGUCCGGCCAGCGGGAGAACCCCGGAAGUGAGUGAGGCAAAACAUUCUAGACAGUCUCGGCUCCUGUGUGCUGAGAUUAAAACUUGAACGAAGUGGCAGGCAGCGAGCAUGACUUGCUGUUUGACUUUCCCCCGGUAAUCUUUUCCACACUCCUACGUUCCCAUCACUCCUUUAACACUCACUGUAGUCUUGCCAGAGUAAGCCGAGUACAAUGUGAGAAAGUUAUGUAGCUAAGCCAAAGAACAUUAGAUGGGUCAUGAAGCUGGGGUAAUGUCCAAUGCUGCCAUUUUUUCCAGCAAUACAUUACUUUUUCUUUUUUUAAAUCUGUGUCCAAGUAUGGCAGCAGCGAACAAUUGAAUUAUUUUUGCUAUGACUUUAUGUUUGUAGUUGAUCAGUCACCGUUAACCUGAGGACACUGACUCACCAACACACGUUUAUGGACCAUGUAGAAGUAUUUAUAGCCUUAUCACAUUGUGAUGUGUGUAUUUAAGAAAUUCUGUCGUGUUACUCUCGCCUGUUGACCCGUUUCCUGGUUUAUCACCGAAAAAUAAUCCAAUUCUGAAGCAACUCUAUAUAACACUAGCAGCUGAAUUAAAAGACUUCUGUUCGAUUUAUUACACACUAGGCUUGUGCGAUAUUGAUCUUUCCCUGGUCACCAUUUACCAUUACAUUUACUCAUCUAGAACCUUAAAAACGGGAAGAGCAUUUUCACCAUUUUAGGUGUAAGGAGAGUAGGUGAGGAAUGAUAAUAUUACCAAUUUGCAGUCAGGCAGGGACAAUCGCACAGACUGGAUGCUGGAUUAAAAAAAAAAAAACUACAUACUUGAUAUAAUCAUACUGUACAUACUGACCAGCACAGGAGAGAAAAAACACCACUGAUUUCGAGUCCGAAUCACCAUUAACUUCAUUUAUAAGGCAUAAGAUUUGGCACUUUGUGGGUUUUUUCUGUUACUCUGAAGUUCCCAAAAGGAAACGUGCCAUUUUUGGACUACAGUUUUGUUCCAGUUCCAUAUAUCUUUACCUGAUGAUAACUAUACAGGUGUGUAAAGUUCACUAGGAGUGUGUGUGGAACACAUAGGCAGUGUAAUAACAACACUCACUGGGGGAGUGAUGCGGCAAGACGCACAAGCAAGAGUUACCGUCGCCAUUGAAGUGUGUUAUUCUCGUACAACAGUGCGGUGUGAAGUGUGUUCGUCUGCGUAUAGCGCAACAGUUACACUGAUCAUUUAUUAAUGAUCGACUUGUCGCACAUUUUAACAGUUUACAGUGAGAUCAAUGCUGUGGAACGUCUGAGAGACGAGAUCCUGUUCUUAUUUAUUUAUAGCAGCUUUAAACAUUCUCUCUCUCUCUCUCCUACUCACAGCUUGUCAUUUUACUGAUAAACUGACAAUCUAAACUAUACUUUUCUCUGCUUUUGAAAUUAGAAA